Molecule: messenger RNA, 1780 nt
Organism: Anopheles aquasalis
Lineage: Eukaryota; Metazoa; Arthropoda; Insecta; Diptera; Culicidae
Gene: ldbr
Product: lariat debranching enzyme
Biological process (GO): mRNA splicing, via spliceosome
Cellular component (GO): nucleus
Molecular function (GO): RNA lariat debranching enzyme activity
Source: RefSeq, a predicted model, not a curated record
CAGCCGGCACACCGAAAUGAAGAUUGCGAUAGAAGGCUGCGCUCACGGGGAGCUGGAAAAGAUCUACGAUGUGAUCGGAUCGAUCGAGGAGGAGCAGAACAUCACCAUCGAUCUCCUGAUAUGUUGUGGCGACUUCCAAUCGACGCGAAAUCUUCAGGACCUCCAGUGCAUGGCCGUACCGCAGAAGCACCUUGAUAUGUGCAGCUUUUACAAGUACUACAGUGGAGAAAAGCUGGCACCCAUCCUGACGCUGUUCAUCGGAGGUAACCACGAGGCGUCCAACUAUCUGCAGGAACUACCUUACGGUGGCUGGGUAGCGCCCAACAUCUACUACCUUGGGUACGCCGGGGUGGUCGAGUGUAACGGUGUGCGGAUCGGUGGCAUUUCUGGCAUCUUUAAGGGUCACGACUUUCUGAAGGGACGCUUCGAGUUCCCACCGUACACGGAGUCGACCAAACGGAGCGUCUACCAUCAGCGGCAGAUCGAUGUGUUCCGCUUGAAGCAGCUAUCACACCCGGUCGACAUAAUGCUAUCGCACGAUUGGCCACGGGCGAUUACCGAGCACGGUAACGUUAAUCAGUUGCUUCGGUUCAAACCAGCGUUCCGGGAGGACAUCGAAAGCAACCGGCUUGGGAGUGGACCGUGUGAGGAUCUGCUACAACAGCUGAAACCUCAGUACUGGUUUGCGGCCCAUUUGCACUGCAAAUUCGCUGCCCUAGUCGAGCACAAGGAUGGUCAGCAGACCAAGUUCCUUGCGCUGGACAAGUGUCUACCGAGGCGUCGCUUUUUGCAGGUUCUUGACAUUCCCACCGCGGAGGGUGAAUCGACGGAGGAUCAGAAAAUGAAACUACGGUACGAUCUCGAAUGGCUCACGAUACUGAACCUCACGAAUCAUCUGAUUAGCGUACGCGCCACGAACGGAUACAUGCCCGGCCAAGGAGGUGAUGGUGAAGAGCGCUUCAACUUCACACCGACUGAAGAGGAGAAAGCCAAAGUGUUGCAGUGCUUCGAUGGCAAUCUGACGAUUCCGGAUAAUUUUGUGCGCAUCUCCGCACCCUAUCAACCAUCGGAGGAUGGGGAUGGUCAUCUGAACAUGUCCAGUAUCGAACAGCCACAGGCGUACGUUAAUCCGCAGACGACAACGAUCUGUGAUCGGCUCAACAUUGAUGAUCCCUUGCGGUUAGCGAUGUUGAUGACCGGCCAUGAGCUCAACACGUCCACCUAUGUUGAUCCUGGUCCAGUUACCGUCCAAACGCCUGCUUCACGCAAACCCAACAAGCGUGCAAUGACGAAUGCAGACGAACUGGAUGUCGAUGAUGAGGAAGACGAGGAUGAUGACGAUGUGAAACAGGAUGAAACCCUACAAACCAGUGGACGGACAGUGCCACGAACAUCCCUCUCGUCCACUCUACCCCAACCUAGGUGGUGCGCUGACGCUGAAUCACAAGAAUCGGAUCUUUCGACCACGCUCAACGAUUCGCUGGCGAGCCAAGCGACGGCGACACCCCAGAAAUCGCUCGGCGACAACAGUCUCUCCGAGAGCCUGCCCGUGGUCAAUCUGAACCUAUCGAGCCCGCAGCAAGCAACCGACAGCGGUGCAGUUACUGAUUCCGGUGAGACAGUGGCCAAGGAUGGCGUCGUACAAGAAACACCUCCGAUGAAAAAGUUUAAGCGACGUAACCAAACCAUCUACGCCAACGAGGACGAUUGAUGAUGGUGGCCCUGGAAAGCAGAAUGCAAUACUAAUAACAGAAUCAGAUUAAUUAUAAAAUGGACAGAA